CUCGACCGCGUCGCACGUCCACUCGCACCGCGAACGUCCCGUACCCAGUGCCGUGCCGUGCAGUGCCACCGAACUUUACCGAGCGAUGCUCUGCUCUCGCUCCGGGAGAGCGAUCUGAGCGAAAGGGUUGGAGCGUGCAGCGGGCGGAGGGCGGCGCUGAGCCGCGCACGCGCCCGCAGCGCAGCGGCCGGGACACGCGUCCGCACCGGCACGCGCGAUGGACGACAAGCCGCCUGGCGCCGGCGGCGAGGAGCACUACAGCCUGCGCUGGAACAACCACCAGGCGCACCUGCUGCGCUCCUUUGAGGCGCUGCUGCACGCGGAGACGCUCGUGGACGUGACGCUGGUGUGCGCCGAGCGCCGCGUGCGCGCGCACAAGGUGCUGCUGGGCGCGUGCAGCCCGCUGUUCCGCCGCAUCUUCAGCGAGAACCCGUGCAAGCACCCGGUGAUCGUGCUCAAGGACUUCCAGGGAUGGGAGGUGCAGGCCGUGGUGGACUUCAUGUACCGCGGCGAGGUGUCCGUGGCGCAGGAGCAGCUGGGCACCGUGAUCCGCGCGGGCGAGUCGCUGCAGGUGCGCGGCCUGGCCGACCAGGACGUGGCCGACUGCGAGCCCGAGCGCUCGCCCGGCUCGCCGCCCGCCGCCAGCCCGCCCGCCAGCCCGCACAGCCCGCAGCCGCGCCGCAAGCAGGCGCGGCCGCGGCGCCGCUCGGGCGAGGCCGACACGCCGGAGAACCUGUCCAUGCGCCGCUCGCCCGGCGGCCUCAAGGCGGUGCGGCUGGCGCGCCCGCGCUCGCCGCACAAGCAGGAGCCCGACGAGCCGGAGCCAGAGGCGCCGCCGCCGCCGAGGAUGUUCCCGCCGCACCAGGACCUGUUCCCGCCGGUGCCCCCGCCCGCCGUCUCUGCGUUGUCGCUGACGCCCCCGCACAUGUUCGGUAUGGAGUCCUCCUUGGGGCUGUUUCCGCCGGGCAUGGAACACAAGAUGUACCCUCUCAUGGACGUCGAGCACCGCCCGCCGCCGCUCGACGCGCAGCUAUUCACCAACGUCAAGAAAAAAUGGCGGCCGAAGGGGCAGCACAGCGCGCCGCGCGGUGGCCCGCCCCGAUCCUGGACGAACGCGGAACUAACGGAAGCUUUACAACACGUAUGGAACAAGAAAAUGACCACGAGCCAAGCGUCACGGAUAUUCGGCAUCCCGUACAACUCGCUACUGAUGUACGUGCGGGGUAAAUACGGCAAGAGUUUAAAACUCGAGCAGCUGAGGAAAGAUUGCAUCGGAGGACCUCUAGAAGUUUUAAAUCUGAAUUCCGGGAACAACAACAACAACCAUCCGUCGAGCAAACACCACGAGAAAGACGAGCAUCACCAGAACGCGAGCCAGAGGCCGUCGAGUUCCGAGCCUGACAUUUCGUCGAAUCCGAUGUUCAAUCCGUUUCAGCAAGGGUUCUAUCCGGAGUUUCCGCCCGGGUUUCCGAUGCCGCUGAACAUGCUGCACCUGCUGCCGCCGAGCGAGAAAGCGAGAGAGCUGUACCAGUCGAUGCCGAUGGCUCUGGACUCUCUUUCGGGGGUGACGAAGGAGGAAGACUGCAAAAGCGACAGGUCGAAGGAGAACUCUGCGGAUGAAGAGGGUGACUCGUACCGGCCGUCGCACGCGCCGCACCCGCCCGACACGCGCACGCUGCUGCACCACAACGGGCAGGACUAGACCUUCCAAAUUAGUUGAAACCUCUGCACUGUACCUUCUCUACAGCUCGUCUCGUCUCUGUAAAUCUUCAUCUUUCCCUCUCCACCGCCCGCGUGGCGAAAGAGACGCAAGAGAACGGGAUCCUUAUACUUAAUUUAUGGACAUGUAAUCGCUCAGGUACCCCAUGAGUAAACGACGGUGAAACUGGAGUUUUGUUAGUGUAUGCCCGGUUUUAAAUUGUGCUCUAAUUGUAUUUAUGUACUUAAUCAUCGUGUGCAAUAUCUAAUUGGAAAUGAGUUAAGCUAAACGGUGUAUAUUUGCAGAAUUUCAGUUCCGCCCGCUCACAUUCAAGCGUCGUAAGAUCCAGGCGGUUAGAAAUGAGCGAUGUCCGAGUUAAAAUUAGUUAAAUUUAUAUUUAAAAGAUGUGUUAAUAUUGUAAAUGUAUAUUGAGCGUCUCGUAUAAGUGCUAGGCGAUAAUUUAUUAUUCCGAAGGAGUGCAAUAAGGAUGAAAGGUGUGUUGUGAUUGUUAUCGCCGCGGCGAUGUUGUUCAAGUCUUAUAUUGUUGACAUUCCAUUCCGACAUUCCCUCUCUAUAAUUAUUACUUAAGUAUAUUUUUUUUAAUAAUAUUUCAUAUCACUUAAGGCUCUACGAUUUUAAUACUUUUAAUAGUCUAUCCUCGAUCGAUUCUUGCCUUUACUUUCUGUGUUAUCAAGUGUAGAUAUUAUGUUACGUGCGAAUUAACUUCUGCAUUUCACCAAAGUUUGUAAAAUAUUUCGUAAUAAUAGUUUUAUUCGAUGAAUAAUUAUAAACAAUUUUUAAAAUGUAAAUAGUUAUUAUAUAAAUUAAUGGGAUAUUAAAUUUAAAUUAACCAUUAACUAAGGGGACAUUACGUGUCUAAAAUGGUAGUGUAUUUGUAAUAAUUGUUGUAGAAUUAGUGAAGUGAAUAAUACAGUGAAGUGACUAUCGAUACGUCGAUAGACGACGCAGCCGUCAUCGGUGGGUUCGCGACGCACUAGUCACACACAAACACAAACUUCUAACGGCCGAAACUAAAUAAUUAAUCAAGCAUAUCUGUAAUCUGCCGAUAGAUACUUAGCAACAUUAUAUUUUGUCCAAAAUUGUACGGUCUUUUUUGACAAUUAACAACGUCGCUAACUUACUUGUCGUCAGUUUACAAAUAGAUCGAUUACUAUUAUUAAUUUCGGCUGUAAAACAAAACGAUAGAUACUUUAUUAAUUGUAAAUCUUGAGGAACAUUUAAAAAAAACUUUUAAAACCACGUCAUAAUCUUACAGGGAGCCGUAAAAAAGGAAAUAAGGGUCAUGUAGACCAUAAGGUUUACCAUGACAUGUAGAUACGUCACGAGCUAUGGCCUAUGAGCCGCCCAGUUCGUGAGCCCGACUCCGCUAUUCCGGUGGUCCAAUCACAUCGUGACGUCAGCAAAUUUCUGAUUAAAGAUUACAAAAAAAAAUAACAAAGACCUCAUUAUCAUUAACGUAACAACGACAGUGCGCGCCAGGUUAAGACAAAUAAAGUAUCUGCACUCAAUGUUCAAAUAAAAAGGAGCUUUCAAGAUUUUAGUGAAUAAUGGAAGUUAGAAUAAAUCGGGUCUCAACAUUACCUGGCUUUAGAUAAUUGUAUACAAUGAUUUCGUAUUGAAUUAGAAUAUCACGGGACGUUUAUAUCACAAGUCUUCAAAAGGUUCUAUUGUACAUAUACGAUAAUGUUAAGGCCUGGAUACACGGUCCAUCAUGAUUGUCAAAGCAAAGGUCAAAACGCGCGGUUAUGGAUAAUGAAUUUAAAAUAUGAGGUGUACUGAUGACAUAGGCAAAUGUGAUGCUAUGUUCUAACGUUGGUAUCCACACUUGACCCUGACAACGUACGUUUUUUGGUUAGAUUCUGAUGUAUUGUCCGUAAGUUUUAGAGGUCUUACGCGUGGAAUAUUACCUAAUAGUACAUUACUUUCCACUUUUCUAUACCGAUCUGGAAUCGCAUCACAGGCAUUACUAUGUUGUAAUGGUUCUAAUCCAUAUGAGUUUUUAUAUUAAAGCAAAUAUACAGAUGUCUUAAUUUACGUAUGAAGGUUCAGUCUGUCUUAGAUUUUUAACAUCGUUAUUAUGCAUAACGUUCGCUAAAAGCAAGUUUUAGUGCAAGCACCAAAAUAGACCGUGCAUCCAGUCCUUUAAAUAAUUUAUAGCUGUGUUGAAAAUAUACGAUGUUUUCUUUUAACGGAACAUUCCAAAUAACUUGAAUAUAACUCUAUGUUUAUAAUUAGGAAACUACCUUGUUUUGUAGUGAUCUUUUUUCGAUUUCUACACAAAAGCACACUGACGUAUUCGGUUACCGCGAAUGGAUCGUAAGUGGUUAUAAACUUUGAAUUAAUCUAUAGUCGUCGAUACAGAAUUACGAAUCUGCAUAACUUAACAGAAGACUGAGAACUAUUUUCGACUCUAUUUUGUAUAAUUGUACAUUUAACACAUAAUCACAGUACUAAAUCCGGCAAGCAAACGAAACACAUGCAGUAGAAAACACGUUAGUGACACGUCAUUUUACAAUAUAUCAUUACAGGGAUUUUAUAUAUUAACGAAUUGUAUAAUUGAAUAUGUACCUAUAGUUUAACAGAACGUAUAAAUUGUUGCUUUUUUUCUCCUAGACUUUACUUUCGCUUAUCUGGAUUGAAUCGACGAAAAGCGACGAUGUCUUUCCAACAAAACCUUACGAUAGCCACUCUACGUUUGUCGUAAAUGAAAAUCACGUUUGCAAACUAGCUGAAUUAAUACUAUUACUUAUUAUAAAUCAAAAUGAAAUUAGCUGUCUCGAUGAUGUCUUGAAUAAAUUAUUUCAGUGAAUCGUUUCAAUUUAAUCAAGUAAUAAAUAUAUUAAGUACAUGUGCCAAAAAAUUUAAAUCGAAAUCUUAAAAAACUUAUCGGCAGCCUCCUAUGUAUUAAGCUUUAUUACUAUCGAUUGUCUUUGAUUUUUUUAUUAAUUCUUGUUUAUGAAGUUAUUGAUCACGCGCGAGAUGAAUGCCAUGCUGAGAAAUGCGCUAGUGAUGUGACUAUGAUAUGAUAGACGCAGAUUAUCGAUUAAUCUAUUAAUUCAUUUAUGUUUUGCUAGUUAGGUUAUGGUCGAAAUAUAUUUUGGCCGCAAUAAUAAUAUGUAUAUUAUGAAUUUCCAAAAUUAAAAUAGUUUUAACUCUUAGAACAUAAUCGCAAAGGUCUACUAUUUAAACAUCUCAAAGAUUAGAUCAGGAAGGUAUAAUUAUCUCAUAAAGCCUCUACGGCUAAGAUGUAUGAGCGUACUUUGGCUUUGCUCAGAUUAAAACGAGACCCAAAAUUACAUUUAUGUCACUCAGGGUGAAAUCUAUAGCGUUUAGGUACUUUGACUCUGCAUAGACCUUUGACAGUUUUUUGGUUUUUUUUUUUUUGCUGGCAGCAGUGCUCUACUGUGACGAGCGUAAACACCUAACACACCGGGCUACGCAUGCGUCCACGCUUUACGAAAGCGGUGUGCCAUGUUUCAUACAGUUCCAUACAUUACAACGCAAUGGUACGCGCUACGUCUACGCUUAUGCGGCCUGUGUGAAUAAGCUAUACAGAAGCUCGGAUCCGCAUUGGCAAAUGGCAUUUAUCUCGCGCGACAAUAGUAGUUGUGUUGUAUCGUGACUUGUGAUUGCACAUUGCGUGUCGUCGGUUUAUAGAGUUUACCUAAUUCGUACAAAUUCAAGCAGUAUUAGAGUGAUUUUUGUUAAAGUUUUAAUUGAGACGUUUUUAAUUAAGUUUUGUUAUUUGUUAAUGUGUGCGACGGGAGGUAGAUUGACUAUGAGAAUAUUUUAUUUUAGUUUACACGAUAAGCAAUAGGAAUCUCAUUUAACAUAGUUUUUCGUUUUAGACGAAAUUUAUUAAUGGUUUAGUUGUUCAGAUCUAUAAUGUUAUAAAGAUACUUGCUCGAGUGUGCGCUCGGGGCAUUAUGUGCGUGAGUUUGUAUAAAUAGGUACUCGUACCUACACUUUUUACUUCGUGUAAAGCUCAAAGUAGGUAGAUUACGAAGGUCGAAGCAAUGCCACGCAUCUUUUUUAAAAUGUUUCGAAAUCAACAGCUAUUUAUUAUUGGAUACAGAUUUGUGUGAAGUAAAAUAAAAUGGAGGCGCAAAUACGCGUUUUGUUUUUAGUUGAAUCACAAUAAUUAUGUGCCUACAUUGAGUAUAGAUAUACAUUUUUCCGUCGAAAAAUGCAUAUUCUAUGACAUUACGUUAGAUGGAGAUAAAAAUCCAGUAACUUGGCAACAUUUUAGAGAAGACGCCUUACGUCGCUUCCACUCGCCCGCAAUAUGCCUAGAGCCCAAAGUUUUGUCCUUUAGAUACAAAGUACAAACAUACAUUCUCUAUUCCUAAACAGACUUACGCACACAAUUCAUCGCGUAUUCACACGAGUGAACCUAUGUAUCUGAUGUACCUUAUUUUCUUGGACUACCCGCUAUUUUAGAAUGUAUGUCUACCCGCGUAUUCGCUUUAGUGCAUUCCAAUGUUUUCUUAUGCCGCUAUACCGAUGUGUAUAUUUCAUACAGUUUUCACCAGGAGCCAAAUCUAAGGACGUAAUUUAAUAGGUACAUACAUAAAUUUAAGAAAUUACGUAUUUUAAGUUGAUAAAAAUGUGAUUGUAUUAAUUUUAGUAGAAAUCAAAUAUUUAGUUCCUUCAGUUUUGUUACGAGUAUUUAUAAAUUGUAAUUAAUUAUUAUAAUUAUAAUGAAAUCAUGAUUUUUAGCUUAGACUAAUUGUUCUCACAUAAUAAAGAAUUAUAAAUAAUUUAUAAGUUGUGUAAUUUGAUUUGUUGUAUUUUUGCCUAAAUAUAAUUAAUAAUUUACAAAUUUAAAUUAAAUGAUAUCGUUACAUUAGGGUGUAAAAAAGAUUAUCUAUUUGAUCUUAUAAAAUAAAUACGAAAAAAAUAAUAUUUAUGUUCUAGUACCAUUAUAUCUUGUAAUUGAAAUUGAAAUGAGGGAGCGAUGUAGUAGUAAAAUUCGUUUACGGUCACCAACGUAAAGUGUAAAAAUAAAAAUGUGAAAUACC
Messenger RNA from Maniola jurtina (meadow brown), 6741 nucleotides. RefSeq names its product protein jim lovell (gene lov). Gene Ontology annotation, molecular function: protein binding; DNA binding. Gene Ontology annotation, cellular component: nucleus. Lineage: Eukaryota; Metazoa; Arthropoda; Insecta; Lepidoptera; Nymphalidae. The transcript is spliced from 3 exons. The coding region runs from base 218 to 1702 and encodes 494 amino acids. The record is from RefSeq and is a predicted model, not a curated record. Gene Ontology annotation, biological process: regulation of transcription by RNA polymerase II.